Molecule: messenger RNA, 465 nt
Organism: Fopius arisanus
Lineage: Eukaryota; Metazoa; Arthropoda; Insecta; Hymenoptera; Braconidae
Product: predicted GPI-anchored protein 58
Exons: 3
Source: RefSeq, a predicted model, not a curated record
AUGUCUGUUGAUGCUGACCAAUCAACAAAUCCCAACACCAUCUCACCCGAUGUCAGUGAAAACGUGAAUGAUUCGCCAGAGAGUCCAGCGGCUGUGGAGAAGGAGAUUCUAGACUCUCCAGCAAGCCCGGACCUCGAGUCUCCCGAGAGUCCAGCGGCUGUGGAGAAGGAGAUUCUAGACUCUCCAGCAACAAGCCCGGACCUCGAGUCGCCCGAGAGUCCAGCGGCUGUGGAGAAGGAGAUUGUAGACUCUCCAGCAAGCCCAGAUCCAGAGUCUCCGGAGAUCCCAGCACCUGAGGACUCUGAUUCAAUGGAGAUGGAUCCGCCUGACUCUACUAUAUCAGAGGUAGCACCAGUGAUUCUAGCGAAUGUUGCGGCUGCACCACCACCUAAUUCAGCGGAUGAGACAGAACCAUUUGUUCGAGUGGGGGAAGUUGUUUGCCCACCAGCAGAUGAGGUGGAACCU